CAGUGCCAGCUGGUGACAGAGGCUCCACUGACACACAACAGCAGCAGCAGCAGCCGCGAGACACGCAGGAAGAAAAGUAACACACUCCAACUGUCUUCGACAUGCCUCAGUAUUCAGACCUGGAGACGGCCAUUAACACACUGGUCACCCAGUUCCACUCUGCUUCAGCUGACAAUGGUCCAACGCUGAAGACUGAUGAAUUCAAAGGCCUUCUGUCCUCCCAGAUGCCUAACCUGGUCAAGGGGAUCGGAACAGACCAGGGGCUGGGUGAGAUCAUGAGGAAGAUGGGUGUUGGCGACGGGGAGGGCAUCUCUUUCAAGCAUUUCUGGAACCUGAUCCAGUCAGUAGCCACCUCGCAGCACAGCCUCCUCAGCAGCAACAAGGGCUCCUCAUGCAACUGCAUCCUCCUGUGAAGAGGAGGCUCUCGGCCCAACACAUCAGCGAGCUCUGAGUUUCCACCCAAACAGGGUGAAAGUAUGUACAUCACUCUCCUAUCCAGGUGUCAGACAGAAUACAAAGGUGCACACAGCAAGCUGUUCCCCACAUUUAAGACUGAAACAUUACAGGUGUAAACGCUGCCGUCUCAUCUGCCUGUGUCCUGUCCAGCAUCCUCUGCACCAGUUAAACUUCAGGCCAGUUUGCAUCUCUCACAUUGUCCAGGUCGACACACAGUUUGAAAACUCCAUUUAGAACCAGCUCACAAUAAAAAUAUUCAAACAUCUGUUGGUAGCAUCUACUGAUCAUGAAUGAAGUUAUUUUAUAAGUUCCUGUCCCUGGACCGGACGGUCUGUGGCCGGCAUGUUAUUACCCACGCUAAGCUAAGGUUAGCUGUCCGUUCUGCUGUUAGUUAGAAACACCCUGAUUUUGGUCUGUCACCCUCAGCUCCUCAAACGUCCUCCCCGACGUACAGUGAGGUUUCAACCCUCAGCUGUGAGCUGGGAGGAGGUACGAGGAGGGGAGGUGCUAUCAACAAAAUCAGGAGGGGGGGGGGCAGCAAGUCUCUGUGACGCAGCCAAACAAAGACACAGCUUCAGCAUCAAACUGACACGACUUCACACUCUGAAGGCUCCAGGUCUCACGGCGUCAGUCUGUUUGUCUGAGGCCUGAAUUUAACUGGUGCUGAAGGUCGCUGGACGUUUUUCACAGUCAGAGUCAUUCACACAGUCACUCUCCAUUAUUUGCUCUGAUGUGGUCUCAUAUUUGUUCAUCUCAUUUAGUUUAGUUUGCGUCAGCGGGAUAAACGACCCGCUGUCGCUCGAAGCUUCACAGGACGUGAUGCGAUACAACAUCAGUCACUGGUUUAGAAAGAGCAGGCUGCCAGGGCGUCCAUGUCUUCCUCACAGAGGUCAUCUCACUAGUUAACCACUUCAAUGCAAAGCCUAUCGUUUAUAUACAGUAAUAGCGUGUAUGUGCUCUGAUGAUACAAAGUGAUGUGCCUUCAACAAAACAACUGCAGCUCGAACAUGAACGAUUUCUUCUCUCAUCGGUGCAGAACUGACCGCAGGAUAAAUUCUCUGUACGACAGUUUACACAGUAACUUCCACUAAAAAAACCUCGUCUGAAUAUUCACCUAUAUGAUACUAAUCAUCUCCUUUUGACUUCACGUGCAUCAGUAACAAAACACACAAUUAUAGUUUGGAUUUUUCUAAAUGUUUAAUCAGUUUCUUCUGGAGACAGAAACAUCCGUGUGCUUUAUAGCCCCUUUAUAUGUUUGUACUAGUGAUGCUUCAUCCUCAGUGAUUCUGCAUUUUCUAUGUAUUUAUAUUUUGUAAUUCUCUGUAUUCUGACCUUUGUGACACCAUAAGAAAAAUGAUGUAAUAAACAUAAAAAAAAAAAUCACCAACA
Seriola dumerili (greater amberjack) is the source of this 1845-nucleotide messenger RNA. RefSeq names its product S100 calcium binding protein A14 (gene s100v2). Gene Ontology annotation, cellular component: perinuclear region of cytoplasm. The record is from RefSeq and is a predicted model, not a curated record. NCBI's taxonomy places the organism in Eukaryota, Metazoa, Chordata, Actinopteri, Carangiformes, Carangidae. The transcript has 3 exons. The coding region runs from base 102 to 413 and encodes 103 amino acids.